Penicillium argentinense is the source of this 4869-nucleotide messenger RNA. RefSeq names its product WD40 repeat domain-containing protein. The record is from RefSeq and is a predicted model, not a curated record. The transcript has 5 exons. The coding region runs from base 1 to 4869 and encodes 1622 amino acids. Gene Ontology annotation, molecular function: transcription factor binding. Gene Ontology annotation, biological process: positive regulation of transcription by RNA polymerase II. Gene Ontology annotation, cellular component: nucleus. NCBI's taxonomy places the organism in Eukaryota, Fungi, Ascomycota, Eurotiomycetes, Eurotiales, Aspergillaceae.
AUGGCGCCGAAGCCAGUCACCGAGCCUCGGUUCGAGGCGUGCGCUUCGACGGCAUCGUUAUUUCUCUACGCCCAAGGUUCGACGAUUCUAUGUCUCCACCAUGAUACACUAGCGGUGGAGCGACGGUUCACGAGUCACCAAGAGAAUAUCGACUUCAUUUCCGUGGACAAUGUGAGCGAACGUGGCGCAGGGAGACUGGUCGUGAGCUACGAUGUCGGCCAGACAGCUAUUGUUUGGGAUAUUUUUACCGGAACUGAGAUCGCACGAUUUGCAUCUUUCGAACAACUGCGGGUUGCAACGUGGAUGCGCAAUGGAAAUGUCGCUUUUGGAAAUGGAAAAGGCGAAGUUAUUCUCUUUGAGCCUCCUACCUCGGAACAUUUCUCUGCGCGCACCAUUUUUGAUCCCAUCACAUCUCUUGCACCAGCCACAGAUUGUCGUACUUAUGCGAUUGGAUACCAAAAUGGAUCAAUAUUGAUUGCAAAUCUCCACCCCCAAUUCACCAUUCUUCACACAUUAACCACCUCACGCGGGCCAUCUCCUAUAAUUUCGCUCGCCUGGCACGCUUCGUCGUCGAAACAAAAAUCGGACAUGCUGGCAACGCAAGCUUCGAAUGGCGAUCUAAGAGUCUGGAGCGUGGCAAAACCUCCUGGGAAGGAGUCUCCUCGGGUAAUUCGUGUGUUGAAGCGAUCCGAUUCGAAUUCCACGGAUCCAAAGUGGAUGUCAUGGUCGAAAAAUGGAAGAAUCGUUCAAUAUCUCGAAGGGGAAACAUGGUCAUGGGAUGUCCGAACAAAGCAUGUCACCUAUGAGCCGAUUCCGACAGUUGAGGGAGUACGGGGUAUUGCGAGUUAUGGUCCGACCGCCACCCUAUUUACCCUAGGUCCCAAUGAAUCUGUCCAACAAUACGAUUUGGAUAACCCGGCAAUGGUCGCCAAUGUUCAGCAUCUUCCAGUCGUUCCUCGAUCAGGAGUAUCAGAGGGAGGCCGGUCACGAGGAAUGUCACCGAGACGUUUACAAGACGCCCCGGAAAUCCGAGAAAGGGGUUCCGGAAGACGGACACCUUUUGAUACAAAUGGAGAUACAUCGAAACAUCAAAGAUCGGAUUUGAUGAGUCCCGCUUCAUCAAGGAGCCAGACAGAGUCCGUUAGCUCCAAAGCUUCGUCUGGCAGAUACAAGGUCGACCGACCAUUUUCACCACCCAGCCGAUCGGCUCAGAGCGGCACAUCCUUUUCGCUGACAUCGAACGGUCGCGAUACUCCGCAACCCUCCGCCGGCUAUCCUUACGCUUCGUCCAUUUCGAUGUCUUCGGCUAAGAGCUCUCGCGCUGGGUCUCGACUUAGAAAUGAGGUUCAGAUGAGCCCUGCCGACAAGGUCAUGGUUGACCUAUUCCCAUUCAUUCGCGCCCGAUUGAACGACGUACCGUAUAGAUCACAGCCGCCAAUUGAUGAAUCCCAUUUGACUCCAGAAGAUUUACGACAGCAAAUGUUGAGUGUUGUUUUUGGCUGGGAGGGAGAUGUCCAGGGACUUAUCAGAGACGAAUUGACUCGUCAUGCCACGGGAAGCCAAAGCGCCAUUCUUCUAGCGCAGUGGCUGGGUGAAAUCGACACAGAUCAAAUGGCUCACAUGUUAACUUCGAAUCCGGGCCAAGUCACAGCUUUCGACUGGAUGGUUCUGGCUCUGAGUCAAAUGAGUGGCUCAGCACAGGCAAACAAAGUUGGACAAGCUUUUGUACAAAAGCUCCUCGAAAUUGGAGAUGUUCACACAGCAGCUACCGUCCUCCUUGGUCUCGGUGAUGUCAACGAUGCGAUCGAGGUCUAUGUGUCUCGGAACCAUUUCAUGGAGGCCAUUCUCAUGACCUGUCUUCUGGUACCAUCAGACUGGCAGCGGCAGUCGUAUCUCGUUCGCCGUUGGGGCGAGUAUGUGGUGUCUCAUUCUCAACAACAGCUUGCCAUCCGCUGCUUCAUGUGCACUGGGGUUGAGCCUACUGAGCCCUGGACUUCUCCAGCUGCCCAACAGGCAGCUUCGUUUGCAGAAGUCAUUAGAGGGAAAUCGCCACUGGGAUCUCCCGCGUUCAAUCAACCUUUGAGCGCUGGCCCUAUGCCUCUUCCAGCCCGCCCAAGAUCAGCAUCUAAUCAACAACGCCAAGCUGCAAAGGGCCCUGCUCUCAAAUUGAUCACGUCUUUCGAUACCCAGCCUAACUACAGGUUCAAGUUUCCCGGGUUGAAGUCUGAUGAUAGGACUCCCACAAAUGCACCUGGUGUUACUCCAAUUGCAGAGUCCGCAGUCGCCGAUUCGGCUCUGUCCCCCGGUGGCUUUGGUUCCUACAAGCUCAACAAUAUCCAAAGUCUCAGCCAGGCAAUGUCUUCUCGGACGGGUACCCCUACAUCCAAUCGUCGUCGACUACCCUCAAUCGGAGAGACACCGGUGGAUGUACAUCCCCCGACGUUCUCCCGGGCAGGCUCAUACAACACCAGUGGCUAUGGCUCGACUUCGGAAAACGAUGAGACAAGUGGACACGAACAGAGUCAGGACGAGCAAGGAGAUAAUGGUGGUCUACUGACCCUCUCCGCUGCAGUAUACAAUCCUGGACACGAUUCGGUCAAGCCAAGCCCCCAGACUGCCGUGCAGGCGUCAGACAAAUUCGCAGCUAUCAAGGGUCUUCCAUCUCCGGCACCCGGCGUCUUUGAAGCCUUGAAAGACCAUUACGAUCUUCGGAAUGGCUCGCGGGAUCGAAAGCCAGAUGGUCUCCAAAUUGAACUGGUCAAAGCAGACGAGUCUCAGUCAGAUGGCCGAGAUCCGAUUGAUCUACUCCACAGUGCAAAGAGCGCCCACAGCUACGCUUCCACGACAAAGAGCCCAAGCGUGAGCGGCCGCAGCAUCGAUCAAUACAUCAGCAGCUUGGACGAGGCGAACUAUCACGCAAGAAAGCACCGGGAAAACCGUUCUCAUGGUCGUGGAAGGAGGAACACCGACGAGACUACCAGCCAAAGCUCACGCGUCCACCACACUCGUGAGCCCUCCCAGGAGAUCCGUGGUCGAAACGAACGCAGAUAUAUCCAGCCAGCCAAACGAUCACCUUCCUCGCCUGUGCCUAUGUCACCUGAAGAACUGGCUCGAUACCACGUUGAUGAGCCCGAGAAAUCGGAUGAGCCGCGAAAGAAGUCGCAGUCUCGUGCUAGGAGCUCAAGCAGAAUGAGAAAGGCCGGAUCGCGCAAUCGUCAACGCUCUUCGAGUCGAAGCACAACCAACCGCAUUGCAAGGGACGUCUCAUCACGCGGUCGUAGUGCUGAUCGUCAUGGAUCUACUGUCCGCUCGCCAUCUUCGCCGCUUCCCAUGUCCCUUCCUAUGACACUUCCCAAUCAUGAUCCAUCCAAGCCAAACGAGGUGGAUGACCCGCUUCGCAUCGUGGCCGGAAAUCAAAAACGGCUUCGCUCGCAACACCGGAGUGCCAGCCGUCGUCGUAUAGAGAGGGGCGUUAGCUCUAGACGUGACGGAUCGCCCGAGACUCGACACCGGCCGUCCCACAGCCAGCCAGAAAUCCGACACGUCUCAGAGCCCGUGAAAACUGCCGAGCCUGCAGGCCUUGAGCUGCUGAGCAGCAAAACAUUUGGACAAGAAGAUACCUUGGCCAAUGACACCUAUCAAGAUGUGACAAAGACUCCUGUCGCUGUCGCUUCUGCUAUCGAUAAUGACGACGCAGACGCCUACGAAGCUCAAGAUGUUGUGUCUCCCAUCGUGUCACCUUCUACUCCGUUUGUUAGCCUGGCCGAGAGAAAGAGAAGAGAACUAGCAGCUGCAGAACUCGAAGCGCGCCGACUUUCUCUCGCGCGUAACCCUUCUGCGCCCAACAUUCCCUUCCCAGGCGAUCUCCAAUCUGCCAAAAGCCCUGGUUCCGUUCGAAGUCCAAUUGAGGGCCCUCCAUUGUCCGGCGGUUCGUACUUCCCUCGAGUGCCAUCUCGGAACCGAAACCAUAUCCCUCCAAGCAAGAACUCGCCCGAAUACCAAAGCGGAUCGGAUUCCAGCUCUGGUCGCUCUGGCCCUCCAAUUGGGCUUCCGGCCACACCACGAGCAAUGCGACACCCCAAGUACGGUGGGAAUGGCCACGAACAAGAGCGUCCACCCUCUGUCCCUGCACUCCCCACGGACAGCUCUGGUGCAGUUCUCCUUUCUGACGCCCGGUAUCAAGGCGAGGCAGAGAGAAUCGGCCGGUCAAUGUCCGUCCCCAUGCCGGAGAAUCAAUAUAUGAACCCUGCACCGGUGCCAACGGAUAUCCCCAUGCAUCCACGCUUCAAUCCCAAUCUUCCUCGAAGCCGCUCCAACAGCCGUAGCCGGACGAUGGGUCAUAGACGCACAAGCUCGGGCGGAUAUGUCUCGGGCACAUCCCCGCAAGUCACUGUGAGCAUCGAGGAGACAAUCGAGAACGCAAUGCAGCGACGGCCUUCCGCACCACAUGUCGAGACCAUCCCUCCUCCGCCUCCGCCUCCGAUCCUCCCAGAACUGCAACAUCUAAACACACCUCCACCCCCGCCCCCGAUACCCGGCUCCCACGAGCCAAUCUCGCCCCGCGAGUCGUCCGCGACAAUCGACAUUGCUAUCGACAAUGUUGACAUGGGCCGUCUACUCCCUCGCGCAAUGACAGCCGCCCCAACGCUGAAUGCCAACGACGCCCGUCAGAGCAUUGGUCGACGCAUGUCAUUCGAUCAUCGUCGCAACCGUAGCUCCAACGAGAGUUUCACCAACAAGCUGCGCAGUCUGACCCGCAUGCGCAGCAACAGCCGCAGCGUCGAGCCAUGGGGUACACCUCACGAGGGAGAUGUACCGUAUGAAAGUGUGCAGCCUUAUACCCUUGCACCUACAACGUACGGCAUCUAG